Molecule: messenger RNA, 2543 nt
Organism: Kogia breviceps (pygmy sperm whale)
Lineage: Eukaryota; Metazoa; Chordata; Mammalia; Artiodactyla; Physeteridae
Source: RefSeq, a predicted model, not a curated record
UUUGCCCUCGCCUGGCAUGGGAGGCUCCCUGGGGAUUCCCAGUGGGGAUGGGGUGCUGGGCCAGGCUCACGAGCCUGGAGCGGGGCGGGGUGCGGAUCCUCCUUGUCCAGGGGAGCCAGGGGAGCCCGGUCUCUGUGUGCCAGUUUAGCGUGCGCUACACACCCUGCCUCUGCCCUCUGUGUUCACCGUGUGUGCGUGUGUGUACCGUGUGUGCCUGCACCAUGUGUGCUGCCUGCAUAGCUUCAUUUCUGUGGGUUCCCACUCGCGCCUGUGGGACCUCAGUUGGGUGGAAAAGGAGGCCACUGCUUGUGCGUCCGCCUCCGUGCCUGUGGCCGGGUCGGGGGGCGGGGGGUUGUUAAGGACCGCUGUUGGAAGGAGGCUGGAUGCGGCUGCAGGGGCCGAGAGCCGGAAGGCUGAAGAGUCCCCGGUCCCCGUGGUGUCCUCUCUCAGCAUCCUCAUUCCACGUUCCCCUCCCAGGGCUUUUCCGGGCUGCGGUGCCCAGUGGAGCCUCCACUGGUAUCUAUGAGGCCCUGGAGCUAAGGGAUGGGGACAAACAGCGUUACUUAGGCAAAGGUGUCCUGAAGGCAGUGGACCACAUCAACACCACCAUCGCCCCGGCCCUCAUCAGCUCAGGUCUCUCUGUGGUGGAACAAGAGAAGCUGGACAAUCUGAUGCUGGACUUGGAUGGGACUGAGAACAAGUCCAAGUUUGGGGCCAAUGCCAUCCUGGGUGUGUCCCUGGCCGUGUGUAAGGCAGGGGCGGCCGAGCAGGAAUUGCCCCUGUACCGCCACAUUGCUCAGCUGGCCGGGAACUCAGACCUCAUCCUGCCUGUGCCGGCCUUCAACGUGAUCAAUGGGGGCUCCCAUGCUGGGAACAAGCUGGCCAUGCAGGAGUUUAUGAUCCUCCCAGUGGGCGCUGAGAGCUUUCGGGAUGCCAUGCGACUCGGGGCGGAGGUCUAUCACACACUCAAGGGCGUCAUCAAGGACAAGUAUGGCAAGGAUGCCACCAACGUGGGAGAUGAAGGUGGCUUUGCCCCCAAUAUCCUGGAGAACAGUGAAGCCCUGGAGCUGGUGAAGGAAGCCAUUGACAAGGCUGGCUACACAGAAAAGAUCGUCAUCGGCAUGGAUGUCGCCGCCUCGGAGUUUUAUCGUGAUGGCAAAUACGACUUGGACUUCAAGUCUCCCGCUAAUCCCUCCCGAUACAUCACUGGGGACCAGCUGGGGGCCCUCUACCAGGACUUUGUCAGGGACUAUCCUGUGGUCUCCAUUGAGGACCCCUUUGACCAGGACGACUGGGCUGCCUGGUCCAAGUUCACAGCCAACGUGGGGAUCCAGAUUGUGGGUGAUGACCUGACGGUGACCAACCCAAAGCGAAUCGAGCGGGCCGUGGAGGAGAAGGCCUGCAACUGUCUGCUGCUGAAGGUCAACCAGAUCGGUUCGGUCACCGAAGCCGUCCAAGCGUGCAAGCUGGCCCAGGAGAAUGGCUGGGGGGUCAUGGUGAGUCACCGCUCGGGAGAGACUGAGGACACGUUCAUUGCGGACCUGGUGGUAGGGCUGUGCACAGGCCAGAUCAAGACUGGUGCCCCAUGCCGUUCUGAGCGUCUGGCUAAGUACAACCAGCUCGUGAGAAUCGAAGAAGAGCUGGGGGACGAAGCUCGCUUCGCCGGACAUAAUUUCCGCAAUCCCAGCGUGCUGUGAUCCCUCUACCUGCCUGGAGACUUGGAACCCCUCGCCCGUCCUCCUGGAACCUCUUCUUUCCGGUCCUGCUCGAAAUUUCACCCCAGACGCCCCGGCUGACCUGCUGCGCUGCUCCUUGGCUGGUCCAGCCCCUGCUGUCUCCGCUCUCGCCCACGCUGGGUUCCACACUCUCCACUCCUUCCUUCCUCUUCUCCCUCCUCAAAAACUGGCCACGGACUGAGGAUGUCAGGGCAUCCACGGAAGACCGAUCAGGGUCUGUGCCGGAGCGUCAGGGUUGGUUGUUGCGAUGUGUAGAGGGGCCGUGUGUCAUGUGCUUUGCGCUGGGUCUGUUCCUUUCCAGGUUGCAUAUGAGGCAGGAACUGCACAGUGCUGAGUGGAGGGGAGUGCUGGCUGCGCGCUCAGGCCUAGCCUAAGGCACUGAUGUAUUAUUUAUUCAUUUAUUUAUUUUUCAUUCAUCCUGUUAAUGAUUCACUUCCUCAUAGCUCCAGGGCCAGAAACUGGCCUGACUGGACGGGACCAUGUGUCUGUAUUUCAUGUGACUGUAGAUUCUGAGAUGGCCUGGGGUGGGGGGUCUUGCUGGAAUGGGAAGGGUCACAGAAAGGGGCCUCGAUGAGGGUUCCUGUGUGUGUGCCAAGCCUUAACCGCAGCCUGGCUCGGUCCAGAGGUGGGGCUGUGUGCCCGGGGCUCCCCCCCCCCCCCGCGUCCCUCUCUCCCCAGCCCGAUUCCCCCUCGUUCCUCCUGCAGCUGCACCUGAGCACCGUCUCACUCCCCUGUGCCGUGUUCCACAGCUGCCAGCACCUCUGCGGUGUUGAACUGAGCACCACCAUUAAAGUCUGAGUCACCGUG